Messenger RNA from Plenodomus lingam JN3, 1605 nucleotides. RefSeq lists its product as uncharacterized. NCBI's taxonomy places the organism in Eukaryota, Fungi, Ascomycota, Dothideomycetes, Pleosporales, Leptosphaeriaceae. Gene Ontology annotation, molecular function: transmembrane transporter activity. The record is from RefSeq and is a predicted model, not a curated record. Gene Ontology annotation, biological process: transmembrane transport.
AUGAACCGGCUUAAAAAUGUCUUGUUUCGGCAGUUGCCAUCGGAUGAAGAGCGCGGACAUGAUUCAAUACUACUUCCACGGUUUUCUUUUGAAGUGGAUGACCAGCGACUUCUACGCGACCAGGGCAGCGAGGAUACGCAGUACGAUGCUGGCUAUCAUCUUACCACAGAAGCCAUGAAACGAGAGCAAGAAAUAAUAGUUACCUGGGAUGGCCCGCUCGAUCCGGCGAACCCUCUGAACUGGUCGCAGAAGCGUAAAUGGACGGUUACCAUACUGGUCUCGCUGUUUACGUUCAUCUCACCAUUCUCCUCUACUAUGGUCACUCCCGCCCUUCCAGAAAUCUCUGAUGAUUUCGACAUACCGGAAGGGUUCAUGACCCAGCUCGUCAUGACGAUCUUCUUGCUCGGCUAUGCUCAGGGUCCUUUUGUCCUGGCACCGUUGAGCGAGAUCUUCGGGAGAGUUACUGUUCUACAGUAUGCGAACCUCAUAUACCUUUUAUUCAACACCUGCUGUGGCUUUGCAAAGACAAAGGAGCAGAUGCUCGCAUUUCGCUUCCUCAGCGGGUUGGGGGGUGCAGCACCACAAGCAUUGUGCAAUGGUGUUCUUGCUGAUACAUGGCGCAAAGAAGAGCGCGGCAAAGGACAAGCAAUCUACGGUAUGCUGACCUGGAUUGCGCCCUGCGUCGCUCCCAUCUGCGGCGCGUACAUUUCUGAAGGUGUCAACUGGCGUUGGAUUUUCUUCGCCACUUCCAUCUUCACCGUUUUCGUACAAGUCACAGCUCUAUUGUUCCUCUCGGAGACUUACGCACCGACCAUCUUGGCCCGCAAAGCAAAGGGCAUUCGAAAGUCUAUGCAGAAAAUUCGGCCCAAUGUCGUGGUACGAACAGAGUUCGAAACAGGAGAUCGCUUUAGUAAGAUCAUACGGAAGAGGCUCAUCCUACCCUUCAUCAUGAUGUUCACCCAUCCUGCGACCCAGGCUCCUUCAAUCUACCGCGCCUACUUGUAUGGCGUCAUGUAUCUGUUGCUCUCGACCUUCCCCUUAGUCUUUGAAGAGGUGUACGACAUGUCUGUCGGUACUGCAUCGCUCAACUAUCUUUCCCUCUGCUUGGGCUUCAUGAUAGGAUUGCAGAUUUCCCAUCCACUCAUGGACGGCUUGUAUGCUCGCCUAAAGAUCAAGUACAAAGUUGAAGAAGGCCUUCCUGAAUUCCGCGUUCCACCCAUGAUCAUUGCUGGCAUACUCUGUCCUAUUGGCCUAUUCAUCUACGGUUGGACAACACACUACGAAGUGCACUGGAUUGCCCCGAACAUUGGCUGCGUCAUCCUCGCAAUCGGUCUAAUCAUCGGGUUCCAGUGUAGUCAAGCAUAUACUACGGAUGCGUAUGAAGCGAGGUAUGCGGCAUCGGCGGCAUCGGUGGGUGCCUUUAUGCGCACAAUGAUGGGCUUCUCGUUCCCGUUGUUUGCACCACAGAUGUACGAAACCUUGGGGCUAGGCUGGGGAAACAGUCUCCUGGCGUUUCUCACGCUGUUUCUGGCACUAGUGAGCCCAGUGCUGCUGUGGUUCUAUGGCCCCAAGUUAAGGGCUAUGAGCACCAGGGGCUUAAUAUAG